This is a messenger RNA of Coregonus sp. 'balchen', 2748 nucleotides long. The record is from the annotation of a GenBank genome assembly. NCBI's taxonomy places the organism in Eukaryota, Metazoa, Chordata, Actinopteri, Salmoniformes, Salmonidae.
CUUUAAAAAGUCGGAAGGUAAUGUAUAAAGUUCACACUACCAUCACCAUAUUGCUUACAUCUAUUCUGCUCUAUUCAGAUCUGCAAACAGAAAAGGGGAGUGGCUGGAGGUUGUUUUUGAACUAGGCAAUGAUGUUGUAUAAAUGACAAGAUUGGUAGAUAAGAAAUAGGAUUAGAUCAAAAACAUCCUCAAUGCGCACCAUCCACACAAAUGCGCCAAUCUAUAUAUUGAAUUAAUAGAAAAUGCAACUUGUUAAAACUGUUCACGCCAUAUUUCUGGUUCACUCAUGUGGAAUAAAUUAGUCUGCUGCAGCCCCAUGCUGCUAAUGGUCGCUUCCUGCAUUAACUACGUCGUUUUCCUUUCAGCAGUAUAAAGUGGGCGUUGUGCUACUUUGUGUUCUGCUAUUGUUGUUCAGAAGUCGAGAAUGGUGCAACUAUCAAAAUCUGGAGCGAGAGAGAGUCCUGAAUUGAAGGCUGGCCAUCUUCCAGCAGGUAUGGCAGUGAUUUAUUCGUACUAAUUCGUAAUUGGCAUCAAGCUAUGCAUAUUUUCUUUGUUCGAUGUAAUGUUUACAUUCAGUGCAUUUACAAUAUAGGCCUGAUCUUGUUGUCGCAUGCAAACAUUGUUACAAUCUUGGACAAACAUUGGUAGGCGACAAUGUUGCAACGCACGCUCAAACCUCAAGUGCGUAGGUGGUAAACGAAUCAAAACUAAAGUAAUUCUAAAUGCCCUCAUUACUGCUACUAUGAUCUUUUUUUCGUUAUGAUGCUUGAUGAAAAUUGAAUCCGUGCAUAACCAAUUGUGCAAACAUGGUACAUUCUGUGCUCUAAGCUGCACUCAAGGGACAGGCCAACACUGUUCAUAUAGUUAAGUGAAUAUCCCCUGCAGAUUUUUGCUUAUGUAUGGUGAUUUUUGGAGUCCAAAUAGUCUCAAUCCAACUAUUAUUACAAUGAUAAUUUGACGUUAUGUUUGCAAUGAACUAUUAUUAAAAUGAUAAUUUAACGGUAUGUUUGCAAUGCCCCCCUUUCUUUGGUUUUGAACCUGGCCUACGAUAUGCCCAUUGCAUACUGUUAUGGUGUGACAUGAAGAAAUAAGUUGUGGGGCCAUAGGUGUCUCUGAGUAGGAGUGAUUUUUGGAUCAGUUUUGCCCUGCUUGAUACAUACGGCCCCUGAAAGGGAUUCUUUGCACAGUACAAAUUCAACUAUUUCUGAACUGCACAUUGUUUGGCUGUAUUUUAGAAAAUCAAAGUGCUUUUUGCUUUGACAGGAUGUGGGUAAAGUAGACUAUUUUGAUUAAACCUGCCUAUAGCAAGUCAGAGAAAUAAAAAGAAACAACAAUGCUGAAUUGUAUUCUCACUGCCAACUUUAUUCUUCCAACACCGACACUCCCAAAGUCUCCUUGUAUAAUGGCAAAAUUCCAAGGCAUUAACCUGAAGUUGUUUGUCUUACAGUAACUCUGAAUAGUUUAACUCUUUCCUGAUCAAGUUUUUCAACUCUUUCCUGAUCGAGGAUCGAGGAAGUUAUAUAACUUUCCAAAUGGCAUGAAAUGCUGGAUUUGCAAAGAAUUAGUAUGUAAUUUAUUAUCACCUAUUUUAAACGGCUCCACUCUGGCUCCACAGUGAAGGCUGGGGGGAAACGAGUGGUCAAGAAGAGCUGUGAGGAGAGUCAUGCCACCCACCAUGUGAACCCAGAGAGGGAACACAAGGUUCCCAAAACCAGGUACAGGUCAGGUAGUCCCUCCCUGUUUCAGUCUUUUCUUCUAUUUGGUGCCUAAUGACCACGACCCAAUACUCCAAUCUACAGGGUCUCGCCAUUGACAGAGAUCUGAUUGUGUUCAAAUGUUUGUUUUUUUACAUUGCGUCAGGAAAACCCUUAAUUGCAAUGUUGAGUGUCGUUAAACAUGCAAUACUGUUCUAGAUCUGCAGCCACCUCCAGCAGAAUGCAGCAAAUCAGUGUCUUGAUGUCAGGAACACUUGACAAGGUAAGGAUAUCCAACUUAAAAUGAUUGCUGCAUCAGUGUCCCACAAGGGUUGGCCAAAAAGCAGGUUUUGAUGUAAACAAAAAAAGUGGCUUCAUUUGUAAUGAUCAUGCAAGUCUCAACACUUAGCUUCUAUAGAUUGGCAUAGUAAAAUAGUCUCCUCCAGAUUGCUUUGUAAACCAUGAUUUUAUAAAAUGUCCUCUUUGUUUCAGUUGGGACAUGACUUCCCAGAGACCCCAGUAAGUGUGAAACACAGCAGACUCAGACCUGCUAUGGAGAAGGCACACUCGCCAGCUUUCAAGUCCAGCUUCUGCAUCCAGCAACCAAAAAAGUUCUGAAGCAACAUGUGAUAGUUGCCUGAGGGGAAACAUGUUAAGUCAACUGUUAAAGACCAACAGGAAGUGUUAGUUAUAUGCAUGAGGGUACCGACAUGAAACAUUAGAAAAUACUUAAAUGUUUAACUUUCUUGAUUUAAUGUAGAAUCAAUUCGGCUUCUUUGAAUUUGUUGCAAUUUGGGACUUUGCUACUUUUAGGUGUGGAAGUGGAGCUUUGUAGGGAUGUGGGUUUUCGGCUUACUCCAAACCAGCAUUUACUGUGCCUUUUUAUUAAUGUAUGAAUGAGACACCCUGUAACCAUAAGUGAACUAAAGGCACACAUGGUGGGCAUUUUGGAAUUAGUAUGUUGCGUAAGUGGGUAAAGCUGGAUGACUGACAUUCAUCAUUUAAUGUUUUCAUAGUGAAAAGCUUGAAUAAAAACACUGCAUGGCAUUAAACA